UAUGGCUAUUAAUAAAUAAUCAUUAAUUAACUAUUAUAUAGGUGAUAUAAGUUGGCUGUUUCCAUUUAAAGUAUAUCUACUCAAUUAAUAAUAAAUAGUAAAAUGAAUAAGAAUUCAAAUUGAUUCAUACAUUAUUCCUAGCAAUAUUAAUUGCUGUUGCAUCUCUUAUUGUACUUGGAGGAGUAUUGUUGCUUAAUCUUAUUGAAUAAAAUAAACUAUAUAAUGAAAAAAGAAAAAAAAAACAAAAGAGAAGGAAAACAGAAACCCAAUGA
This is a messenger RNA of Paramecium pentaurelia, 272 nucleotides long. The record is from the annotation of a GenBank genome assembly. Lineage: Eukaryota; Ciliophora; Oligohymenophorea; Peniculida; Parameciidae.